CUCAAAACACACAAUAAACGACAAACCAGAGAAAUACUUGUAGUAGAGGAGAGAUUAAAGCGCUCAACAAUUUGUUGCAGAGGAGAUAAAAAGUAACACUACAACUGCAACAAUGGCGUCGUCUUCGCCACUCUCACUCGCGCCUCCAUUUCAUCCAUCUUGCUCUUCAAUUUCCGCCAGUAGGAGGAUUCUCGCUUCUCAUUCCCGCGUCACAUUUUCUCUCUCCUCCUUCAAUCUCUCUCGCCGUCUCUCUCUCCUCCACUUCGGAGCUGCUGUCUCGCAGCCGCAUUUAGUUGGUUUAAAGGAAUCUACACAGCCAAGCCCAGACAGGAAUACACUGGAGGCUGGUACAGUUGGCAAUAUAGCUCAAGCAAGGCCUUCUGUCACGGAGGAAAGUGCUGUACAGUGGGCUAAAAAUGACAAGAGAAGAUUGCUUCAUGCUGUUUAUAGCGUCGGGGAUUUAGAUAAGACUAUAAAAUUCUAUACGGAGUGCCUUGGCAUGAAGGUAUUGCGGAAAAGAGACCUCCCAGAGGAGAGAUAUUCAAAUGCCUUUCUUGGUUUUGGACCCGAAGAGUCGCAUUUUACGGUUGAACUUUCAUACAACUAUGGAGUUGACAAAUAUGAUAUUGGGACUGGUUUUGGUCACUUUGGUGUUGCGGUUGAGGAUGUUGCUAAAACAGUGAGCCUUGUAAAGGCAAAGGGUGGAAAGGUGACACGAGAACCUGGUCCAGUCAAUGGUGAAAGUUCUGUUAUUGCUUUUAUAGAAGAUCCAGAUGGUUAUAAGUUUCAGCUGUUGGAAAAGGCACCAACAUUGGAGCCCCUUUGCAAGAUAAUGCUUAGAGUUGGAGAUCUUGAUCGUGCCACUAGUUUUUAUAAAAAGGCUCAUGGCAUGGAGCUACUCCGCAAGAUGGAUUUUCCUGAGUAUAAGUAUACAACAGCAUUAAUGGGAUAUGGCCCGGAGGAUAAGAAUGUUGUGUUGGAGUUGACAUACAAUUAUGGAGUCAAAGAGUACGACAAAGGAAAUGGUUAUGCACAGAUUGCUAUUGGAACAGACGAUGUAUAUAAAACAGCUAAAGCAGUUCAACUUAAUGGAGGGAAAAUUGUAGUUGAUCCUGGUCCAUUGCCUGGAUUAAAUACCAAGAUAACUGCAUGUUUGGAUCCUGAUGGUUGGAGGACGGCAUUUGUUGAUAACAUUGAUUUUCUUAAGGAACUCGAAUGAGGGCUGCCACUUUUCCAUUCUUCUGUAAGAUGAUGGACGUGUACCAGAUUCUGAUGUUUGGAGAUUAUCUAUAUGGAUCUAUACCACAUCAUGUCAAACAUUGCCGUAUGUUGUAAAUUUAAGUUUCUUAAUAGAUGACAUGAGAUUUAAUCAGGAACUUUAUUCUCAUUUUGCACUAGUGAAAGAAAUCUCAGAUUUUACACCAGCCA
Messenger RNA from Spinacia oleracea (spinach), 1428 nucleotides. RefSeq names its product probable lactoylglutathione lyase, chloroplastic. The record is from RefSeq and is a predicted model, not a curated record. Gene Ontology annotation, molecular function: metal ion binding; lactoylglutathione lyase activity. Bases 113 to 1219 code for a protein of 368 amino acids. Gene Ontology annotation, cellular component: cytoplasm. The transcript has 9 exons. NCBI's taxonomy places the organism in Eukaryota, Viridiplantae, Streptophyta, Magnoliopsida, Caryophyllales, Amaranthaceae.